Molecule: messenger RNA, 2554 nt
Organism: Oreochromis aureus
Lineage: Eukaryota; Metazoa; Chordata; Actinopteri; Cichliformes; Cichlidae
Gene: cyb561
Product: cytochrome b561
Exons: 6
Coding region: 131-889 (252 amino acids)
Cellular component (GO): lysosomal membrane
Molecular function (GO): oxidoreductase activity
Source: RefSeq, a predicted model, not a curated record
ACAAACACACACACCCACACACAGGCGCACUUCAGCCCGGUGGCAGGCAGGGAGGAGGAGGAAGGCGGAUCUGUAAAGUCCACUCUGCAGGACUUCCUCGCUACAGCCGAGCAGACCCUGCAGCGCAAUCAUGGAGGACUCUGCCCCCCGUCGUAGUCGCGCCGCGUUUGCGGGGCUGGUGGGAGUGUCCCAGGUGCUGGGUUUGGCAUCCGUGGUGCUAACCGGUGUGUGGAUGGGUCAUUUCCGUGGAGGUUUUGCCUGGAAUGGCUCAAAGCAGGAGUUUAACGUCCACCCUCUGUGUAUGGUGCUGGGCCUGGUCUUUCUGCAUGGAGAUGCCAUCCUGGUCUACAGAGUGUUUCACAACGAGCCGAAGAAGAACGUAAAGCUGCUUCACGGAAUUAUUCACCUGCUUGCUCUCAUCAUGAGUAUUGUAGGUUUUGUGGCUGUGUUUGACUACCACAGGGCAGCCAAGAUUCCUGACAUGUACUCUCUACACAGCUGGUGCGGCAUGACUACCCUAAUCCUGUUCUGCUUACAGUGGGUGAUGGGUUUGCUGUUCUUCCUGUUUCCUGUUGCGUCGGCAUGGUUACGAGCCUCAUACCUGCCUGUCCACGUGUUCUGUGGCCUGGCUCUGCUGGUAAUGUCCGUAGGGACCAGCCUGCUGGGCAUCACGGAGACGCUCCUCUUCAACAUCAUGUCGACCUACUCUAAGUUCACCCCAGAGGGAGUGCUGGCCAACGUCUUGGGGAUCCUGUUGGUGUGCUUUGGGUUGGUGCUGGGACACCUGAUGACGAGGGAGGAGUACAGACGCCCACCAAACCCAGAGGAAGAAGCUCUGUCCGUUCAUUUCAAGACACUGACUGACGGGGGAUCACCAACCACGCCUUAAUCUCACUCUGAAGCCUGACACCUCUCCGUGAUCUACAUCUACAGUCCUGCCAACAGACUACCUGUGCUACCAGUCUCUGUUAGUACCUGCAUACCUGUCAGAAAAUGAGUUCAGCUUUAGGUUCAAUGAGUUAAGAACAGAAAUCUGUAAUAACUGUCUUUCUCAUGUUAUCAUAUCAACCAGCUCUGUCAUUUAUACACACAUAGUUAAAGAUGUACUGUUUCACUACACAUUGUCACAUGGAGCGUCAUGUUUGUGUAGUUGAAGGGCGCAGUUUAUAUUUGAUUGUUUCCUGUUGUGCAGUGUUCAUGGUUACGUUGUGAUUCUCGUUUUGCUUAAAUGUGUCCUUCACUUGUGUUUUAUCGUUGUGUCUUAUCUAUAUUAAAGAUGUAGCAUCAGUAGCAUGCUAGCCAACCCGAGUAAGUGCAGUGUUCUCCUCUCCCAUCCUUUCCUCCACAGCUGCCUGCUCUGCUCUGUGUGUCGGCUUUGUGAGGACAGUUAUUGACAUUAAUGCACUCUCAGCAUCUCACCCCCAACUUUAACCAUAUUAACUACAGUAAAUCUCAAACCUAACAUAACCCUAAAACCAAGUCUUAACCCUCAGACGGCGGUAUGAGAAGAUGCAAGUUGUACCUUUCACAAGUGUUUCUCAGGAAGAUAACCCGACACGUUUUUGUUGUUACUUGUUUCUGUUUUUUGUUUUCCUGUGAGAAAUAACUAAAGUCAUGAUGUGCGGAUGCGUGGUUCACAUAAUAUUUGGAAAGCUGGAAUUCAGAAUCUGUCCGUUUGAAUAUCAAGUAUUUCUCCUGUCAUUUUUUAUCCUCAUCAAUAAGCUACCACAACCACCACCACCUUUUCUGUCCCCUUACCAGUCACAGCAGAUGGCUGCCAUGGGCGUUAUCUGGUGAUUGCGCUGAUGCUCUUUUUUAGUAAAUCUGGCACCUUAUCAGUGAAAUUAAAUUGGACUAAAAAAGAAACUACAAACACAAAUUUCACACAAAAGAAACAAAUUUCUGCUUUUACACUCAGAAAGAAACUACACUACCCUCUGAACAACUGUACAAAUCCUGCAAAUGUAGCCUUUCUGUGAGCAGGGUGUAGCAUGGUGGUGCGCUGGUAGUCUGUAGAAUAGAUGCUGUGGUCUGCUGGAGAACCACGUGUUCAAAAACUGUUCUCCGCAGCCGCUGUCUACUCUCCGAGCUGCUUUUCAUGCUUUUUUGUCUCUCCGUGGUGAACAUUGGUCGAGUUCCCCUCAUGUUCCUCUCUGUGUAACUAAAGAGCCACAGGUCCACGUUUAUUUUGGGGUCAAUAUGUGACAUUAAAGGUGGUGUAAAUUGGUUGUAUGAUAAAAUUUCCUCUGCUGUUGCUCUAGCUUCGUGACCUGCAGUACCAUAAAGUGCUGUUUUCUGAGAGAAUCCUAUCUGUCAGUAACUGUUCCUGUUUAAAUGGUUCAAUAACCUGUUGUGUGUAUUCAAAUACCUAAAUUUAUUUUUUUAAUGUACUUUUUGUUUUGUUUUGCUCGUCUUCGGCUCAGAGUUCAGUCCUUGUGCCUCAGAGAGAGCUUGGUGGAGGUUGUUCAUUUUUCUGUAAGUUGUGACAGUGUCCUUGUUCACAGGAAGUCCCGAUCUUAUCAGGCCAACCUGAAAUAAAAAGUGUUUGAAAUUA